Molecule: messenger RNA, 3015 nt
Organism: Vigna radiata var. radiata (mung bean)
Lineage: Eukaryota; Viridiplantae; Streptophyta; Magnoliopsida; Fabales; Fabaceae
Product: MORC family CW-type zinc finger protein 2B
Exons: 16
Coding region: 650-2683 (677 amino acids)
Cellular component (GO): nucleus
Molecular function (GO): ATP hydrolysis activity; zinc ion binding
Source: RefSeq, a predicted model, not a curated record
UUUUUUUUCAUUCUUUCCUCAACCAUGCAAAGAAAAGAAGUAGAAAACGUAAAGCACACCCUAAUGCACUCCAGAUUGCAGUGCUGACCGAGUGGGCAGUAUAGGCAAAAAAAAUCAGAGAGAGGUAACAGGCAGGGGGCACAAAUCACGCUUUCUCUUCCUCCACACGCUACACUAAUCUUCGUCUUCCUCCUUCUUCAUUUUCGGCAGACACCACAGAACACACCAAAUCAAUCUUCCCCUAUUCUGUCCUUCUCAUUCUUUCCCACUGCAUCCUCUCUCUCCAUUUCAAACUUAAAUUUUAUGAUUUAUUUGUAAUUAGGUUUAAGUAUUUAUUUUUUAGUUUUGUGUGUUACUGAUUUUUUGUUUUCUGUUGUCAUAAUUUCAGUUUUAUUGUGAUAAAUUCGGUUUCUAUUUGCCAGUCAGUAUUCUGUGCUCUAUCCGGUCAGUAUUCUGUGCUCUAUCCGGCUUUCACGGUUAUUUAAUAGCCUUUUCACGUUCAAUUAAAGUAACGAGUUUAACAGUGUAAACAUCACCGUGUGUCGUCUUCUGUUUUACAUUCACUCCCUCGCGCCCGGCGCCCCGCGCCGCCGGGAGGAGAAAAGAAACCCUCCGCCUCUGUAAUCGAAGGUUUCUCUUCAUUCCGCAGAUGGUCAUGUUCCUUGUUCUGAAGAAAGAUAAAAAAAUGAUAUGCACCACAAGGUGCCUAGACCCGCCGAUCGAAUUGCCACAGGAAUUGAGCUUAACUUGUGAAAUUUCCAAAAAUAAGAUACAUAGUCUUUCUGAAUUUCCCCAAUUUUCACUAACUCCGGUCCCAAAUAAUUUACGCGAGAAGUCUGAGUGGGGGAACUUUUUGAAUUACCUAUGUAAAAAAGACAAGGUUGCUCUUAUAACCUUUAAGCAGUACCAGUUUUACAUUCUACCUCCUGCAUUAGUUUCAACAUCAAGCCCAGUCAAUGUUGCAUAUAAUAUAGAUAAUACAGGUUCUGUAGAUACUCGUCCAAGGGAUAGUGAAUCAGAUGUUUCCUUAGCAGGUUCACAGUUAGAGGAAUGCGGUGGACCAAAUACAGCUGAAGGUCUUAAGUUUUCUCGAGCUGAAGAAACUUGCAACGAAUAUCAGUCUCGAGUCCCUCUAAAAAAUUUCAUACGGGCAGACCCAAGUUACCUUAAAACUCUUGGCCAGGCUCAUUCUGGAUGGAUUUUUGGUGCAAUUGCUGAGCUUGUUGAUAAUUCCAAGGAUGCCAAAGCAACUAAAAUGGACAUUUUUGUAGAUAUCAUCCAGUUGAAGAAAUCUCGGAAGGAUGUUCCGAUGCUGUGUCUUAUUGAUGAUGGUCAAGGGAUGAACCAUGACGAGGUUAUGAAAAUGGUAUCUUUUGGGCACAAGCAAUCUGAUAAAGUUGACACGGACCGCAUUGGCAAAUUUGGUGUUGGAUUCAAAACAGGAGCAAUGAGGCUUGGGAGAGAUGUUCUGGUUCUAACACAAACAACUACUUCCAGAUCUCUAGCUUUUCUUUCACAAUCAUUGAAUGAAGGCAAAGAUAAUAUUGAAAUUCCCAUAGUCAGCUAUUGCCGACAAGGACAACUUAUGGAAGUUGACCUAAGUAUGCAGUCUGAAGCUUUGGCAAAAUACAAUUUGAAAGCUAUUAAGGAUUUUUCACCAUUUAACAAGUAUCUUAUUGGUGAAAAGGCAGCCUUGUUUGGUACCGGUACAGGAACACAAAUAUACAUAUGGAACUUGGAUGAAUGGGGAUCAAAGUAUUGUUUAGAAUGGCAUGAUGGACUAAAAGGUGGGAGUUCUUUUCACCAAGGUGACAUUCUUAUCCAAAGCAAGAGGACUCGUUCUCGUCCAGGCCAGAUUAGUCAAAAGGUACCAUUGGAUUACUCACUACGAGCUUAUUUAGAAAUUAUAUUUUUAGUUCCUCGAAUGAAGAUAAGUGUACAAAGAACGUUGGUUAAAAGUCGACCAUUAUCAAAAUUCCUUACUCAAACUGUUGUUGAAACUGGUGACAUCUUGAGAAGGCCAGUUGAAUUAAUUCUUGGAUUUAGUCAAUUAGAGUGGGAGCGGGCCAACUGUGGAAUGUUUUUGUAUUGGCAUGGUCGCCUAAUUGAGGCUUACAAGAGAGUUGGUGGAAUGACUCAUAGUGCAGAUGUUGGCCGGGGUGUAAUUGGUGUUGUUGAUGUGACCAAUUUAAUGGAUGACGAGGAUGGUCGGGUGUGGGUACACAAUAACAAGCAGGGAUUCCAAGACUCGGAACAAUAUGCAUGUCUUGAGCAGUGGCUGAGUAGAAAAGUGGAUGAAUACUGGGACAACAAUUUUGACGCCCUUGAGUUGAACAAAGAUAAUUGUGUCUUCAAACCUGAUCAUGAGUGGGUUCAAUGUGACAAGUGCAGAAAGUGGAGAAUAUUACCUACAGAUUUUGAUAGCAGAAAAUUGCCUUUGGAAUGGUUUUGUUUUAUGAAGCCUUUCAAAGGUCAAUGUUCAGAUUCCGAACAGAAGAUGGCGCCGGGCAUAGUUAAUGUUUCCACAAAGAGGUCGGGUUAUGCUUGCUUGUUGAAGGAUUCCAACGAUAAAAAGCUGGAAGGUGAUAGGAAAACCUCUGGCGCAGAUUAUAAAUCAAUCAAAUAUGAGGAUGCCAAAAUUCCAGCAUUAAAGCGGUUGAGAAAGGGGCUAUGGAAACAGUAGGAUUUUGUUUUGGGUGAAUAGGAAAACAGUAGGAUGUUAGAACUCCAACUAACCUUAGAUUGGGAUAAGCUCACAACACAAUCUUCUUUCUUUUUUGUGGGGGCGAGGCUAUGACAGCAUUUGGGAUUAGAAUUCCCUCAGGUUUUUGAUGGAGGGACAUAGCCUCCAUUCAGCCCAAGUUCAAGUUUUGACGACUGACAUUUUCAGGAAACAGGGAUUUCUGCUGAAUGGGUAAUGUAAAUAACGUUACCAGCAUGUAAAUGAUUCAUGUAAAUCUGUAUCAAAAGAAAACAUCAAGUUGGACCUAUUUACCAGCAAAUUGUUUUCGUAAA